Molecule: messenger RNA, 719 nt
Organism: Homarus americanus (American lobster)
Lineage: Eukaryota; Metazoa; Arthropoda; Malacostraca; Decapoda; Nephropidae
Product: cell pattern formation-associated protein stuA-like
Exons: 3
Source: RefSeq, a predicted model, not a curated record
CUCUGGGUCUGUAAUGUGACUGAUUUCCAGGGAAAGAAUAUCUAUUCGCUGAUCAUGAAGGAGAAGGAGGUGUGUCGUCAUAUUGCCAGUAAAAGUCAGGGGACAGCCCUCCCCCCAGGUCGGAUAGCGGCGCCCUCCGAACCUGAGCCCGAGUCCCUCCUCUUCUCAGGACACAUCUAUGAGGCUGUGAAUGACUUAAUACCCCAGCCACCCAGCAUAGGCAAUGUCACACGACCUGGCUUUAAGGAGAAUUCCUUGUCUGGAAACCCGGGUAAGCCCCCUCGAAUCUCUACCACUAACAACUGUGACGCACAUUCUCCAAAGCCACCAUCCUUGUCAGUGGUGGGUCAGCCUACAACCUCGUCAGGCAAAAGUGGGGAUGUGAAGUCACAAUCAUCUUCACAUCUACCCACCAUGUCUGCCACCAAGUCCUUGCCCACCAACCCUGCCUCCACCUUUCCCUCCACCGAUAUGCAAUCACUUUCCAAUUACCAGCAACACACUCAUCCUGAGAGCAGUAUUUAUUCGGAGGCAAUAAUCCCUACAGAAGCUUGGAAGGGAUGGGAUGACGACGAAACCAUGCCAGGAACUCCAGAAGAACGUGGCCUUCUGAAGUGGAAUGCUCACCUACAGAACCCAGAGAAUGAAGAGGAAGCCAAGGUGCAGAGUCAACAGUUAAACUGUUACAAUCUUCCUUUCGGCAUGGAUGCCAUCAAGAA